AAAGAAAGAAAGUGUGUAAAGUGGCAAACACACCUCGAGUCCAUCGCCUUCAUCUGUACUCAACAUCAGUAUCAGCGCUGCGCCUCUGCUCUCUCCAAAUGUUGAGAUCUGUACGAUAAGCCCCCUCAAAACCCUCCGACUCCGAUCUGCACUCACUUAGUUCCUUAUACUUACACAUAUACACACAAUUUUAUCUACCGCACAGCACAGUUGAGAAUGGGGGCGUACAGAGCAGACGACGAUUACGAUUACUUGUUCAAAGUAGUGCUCAUCGGAGACUCCGGCGUCGGCAAAUCCAACCUUCUCUCGAGAUUCACGCGCAAUGAGUUCAGUCUCGAGUCCAAGUCUACUAUUGGCGUUGAGUUCGCUACUCGGAGUAUUCAUGUUGAUGAUAAAGUUGUUAAAGCUCAGAUUUGGGACACUGCUGGCCAAGAGAGGUACCGUGCAAUUACAAGUGCAUACUACCGAGGAGCUGUUGGUGCGCUGCUGGUAUAUGAUGUUACUCGACAUGUUACAUUUGAGAAUGUAGAGAGGUGGCUUAAAGAACUCCGGGAUCAUACAGAUUCCAACAUUGUGAUCAUGCUUGUGGGGAACAAGGCGGAUCUGCGACAUUUGCGAGCGGUCUCCACUGAGGAUGCCAAGGCGUUUGCGGAGAAGGAGCGCACCUUCUUCAUGGAAACCUCUGCCCUGGAGUCCAUGAAUGUUGAGGAUGCUUUUACAGAAGUGCUUACACAGAUACAUCAAGUUGUUAGCAGAAAAGCUCUUGAAAUAGGAGAGGAUCCCACCGCUUUGCCUAAGGGACAGACAAUUAAUGUUGGUGGCAAGGAUGAUGUAUCAGCAGUUAAAAAAUCUGGAUGCUGCUCAUCCUAGAUUUGAUAAUGUGUGCAUUGCGUUUCUAAUCUUCAGUGACAUCCUAUAUAUGUGCGGUUGAGCUUUUCUGUAUGAAUCAUGGUUUUAGGUUUAAUACAUGGAGGUUCCAGUCAACAAAGUUAGAGUUUGUGGCAUAUGAAAUUAAAAUUCUUGGAGUUUACUGUCAUUCAAGUCUGUAAGUGAAGAAGUUCAAGUAUUGGUCAUUUUUUCACCUA
Messenger RNA from Daucus carota subsp. sativus, 1085 nucleotides. RefSeq names its product ras-related protein RABA1f. Gene Ontology annotation, biological process: vesicle-mediated transport. Gene Ontology annotation, molecular function: GTPase activity; GTP binding. Lineage: Eukaryota; Viridiplantae; Streptophyta; Magnoliopsida; Apiales; Apiaceae. The record is from RefSeq and is a predicted model, not a curated record. The transcript is spliced from 2 exons. The coding region runs from base 217 to 870 and encodes 217 amino acids. Gene Ontology annotation, cellular component: endosome.